AUGUCUUCGAAGAAAGGGUUUUUUUGUAUGAAUACAUUGAAACAAUUUGAUGCAUUUGCUAAACCAUUAGAAGAAGUUCAAAUAAAAACUGUAUGGGGUGGAAUAGUUUCUUUGGUUUGUUUUCUUACCAUUGUUUUUUUGAUGGUGUCAAAUUUAGUUGAAUAUCUUGACAACACUCCCACUGAAGAACUUUUUGUUGACACUUCGCGAAAUAAAAAGUUACAAAUAAAUUUUGAUAUUGUUGUUCCUAAGAUAUCUUGUGAUUUUCUAGUUUUAGAUGCAGUUGAUAAUUCAGGUGAAACACAUCUGCAGGUUGAUCAUAAUAUUUAUAAACGGAGAUUAAAUUUAGAAGGACAACCAAUUAGCGAUCCUGAAAAAUCUGAUGAUGUUGGCAGUAAAAAAACAUUAAAUUCUACAUCUAUGUUAAAAUCAAAUGAAACAGAUAAUGCUAAUGAUACUGAAGCACUUUGUGGAAGCUGUUAUGGAGCGGAAAGUUCAACUAUUCCGUGUUGUAAUACAUGUGAUGAUGUUAAAAGAGCUUAUAAAAUGAAAAAUUGGGAUUUCCGUCCUUCAAGUAUUGAACAAUGCAAGAAUCAAUCAUCUCAAAAUGAAAUGUAUGACAAAGCGUUUAAAGAAGGUUGUCAAUUGUAUGGUACACUACUGGUAAAUAGGGUUAGUGGAAGUUUUCAUAUUGCUCCAGGAAUGAGUUUUUCGUUUAACCAUAUGCAUGUUCAUGACGUACAUCCAUUUUCAUCUUCAUCGUUUAAUACAACUCACACUAUAAGACAUUUAUCAUUUGGUCAAAAAUUGGAAUCAAUUAAUACAAGUCAUGGUGGUAAUCCAUUGGACUCAACUGAAUCUACUGCUGGAGAAGGUAAAUAA
Macrosiphum euphorbiae (potato aphid) is the source of this 882-nucleotide messenger RNA. NCBI's taxonomy places the organism in Eukaryota, Metazoa, Arthropoda, Insecta, Hemiptera, Aphididae. The record is from the annotation of a GenBank genome assembly.